Pollicipes pollicipes is the source of this 1759-nucleotide messenger RNA. RefSeq names its product mitochondrial import receptor subunit TOM40 homolog 1. Gene Ontology annotation, cellular component: mitochondrial outer membrane. The coding region runs from base 114 to 1052 and encodes 312 amino acids. Gene Ontology annotation, biological process: protein import into mitochondrial matrix. Gene Ontology annotation, molecular function: transmembrane protein transporter activity. The record is from RefSeq and is a predicted model, not a curated record. NCBI's taxonomy places the organism in Eukaryota, Metazoa, Arthropoda, Thecostraca, Pollicipedomorpha, Pollicipedidae. The transcript has 2 exons.
CCGCGUGGGGCCCGGCCGGCAGUCACAAGUACGCCUUACAAGGGAAAACGUCUGAUCGCCACGCCAUCAUCAGGGAAAACGUCUGAUCGCCACACCAUCAGCGGUCUGUAAAGAUGGGCAAUGUCAUGGCAUCAAGUUUGGCGCCAACACCAGGCCAAACUGAGGAGAAAGCUUCCAAGACAUCUCUAGAAAAUCCUGGUUCAAUGGACGAACUUCACAAAGCCUGCAAAGAUGUCUUCCCUACAAACUUUGAAGGAGCGAAAAUUAUGGUGAACAAGGGUCUGAGCAAUCACUUUCAGAUCUCGCACACGUUGAACAUGAGCUCUGUGACGCCUUCCGGGUACCGCUUCGGCGCGACGUAUGUGGGGAACAAGCAGUUCAGCCCGUCGGAAGCGUUCCCCGUGUUGCUAGGCGACAUCGACCCGUCGGGCAACAUGAACGCCAACAUCAUCCACCAGUUCAACGAGCAGGUGCGCUGCAAGUUUGUUGCGCAGGUUCAAAACUCCAAGUUCAUGGCGUCGCAGUUCUCGGCGGACUACCGGGGCCGUGACUUUACCGGCUCGCUGACGCUGGCGAAUGUGGACGUCAUCAACGACACGGGGGUGGUGGUGGGCCACUACCUGCAGUCAGUCACGGAACGCCUGGCCCUGGGCGCGGAGCUGGCCUACCAGUACGGCGCGCAGGUGCCCGGUGGCCAGAUCGCCGUCCUCUCCGUGGCUGGCAAGUACAAGGCGCCCGAGUACACGCUGAGCGGCACGGUGGGCGCGGCCGGCGCGCACCUCUGCUACUGGCAGAAGUCGUCCGACCAGAUCCAGUUCGGCUGCGAGCUGGAGACCAACUUGCGCAUGCAGGAGGCGGUGGGCAGUGUUGGCUACCAGAUCGACCUGCCCAAGGCCAACCUGGUCUUCCGUGGGAUGGUGGACUCGAACUGGACGGUCGGUGCCGUGUUAGAGAAGAAGCUACAGCCGUUGCCGUUCACGUUUGCCCUGAGCGGUAUGCUUAACCAUCCCAAGAGUCAGUUCCGACUUGGGUGUGGCUUGAUUAUUGGCUGAUAGUAGGCGAAAGCCGCGGCGGGCAUACACGAGCCGCUAGAUGAUAACGUGGUGCUGCAGAGGAGCGCGUGGUCGCCCGGUGGGUUUGUCUGUCGGCUUGCCUGUGUUGUCAGGCAUUGAAGGCUGCCAUACGCGUGUGGUGUGAGGCAUAGCAUGUCUGUCCCGGGUUGUGUAGCUCACGUAUGACAUGGUUCCAAAAUGCUCUGAUAGCUGUUCGGUGUGAAAUCACUGAGGCUCGGUUGAUUUGACUCGUUUGCAAAGAGGAGAGGUGCUUCAGAUUUGGUAGGUCACCCAGAGUUUGUGAAAGCAUGGCAUGAUAGAGGCUGGGAGCGGUUCAGUCAGCACCUGAAUGAUGAGAACUGUUUGCCACUAUUGGAAAAAUAACGUUAUUAAAUGGCAGCAUAUGCUCACUGUUGCAUAUGACUGCGGCCGCUUACUGAUAUCGUCGCAAUUUUACUUUCCAUGUCGGCUCUAAUUUUUUUCACUUUUUGUCAUUCGGAUAGGUUACGUGCCACUUGUCCCCAAAUAAAUCAGCUGUGUAGCUAUGGUGUUCCGGGAAAGCGUCGUUUUAGCCAUUUGGAAGCAUGCAUCGAAUUCAACUUCGAAUUUUGCGUCUGGUUAAAUGUUUAGCGCGCACGUUUGUGAUGGUGAGAAAGGGGACCGUAUGUUCAUUCAGUUUGUGUAAAAAAAAAAAAACACCCAGCAUU